This is a messenger RNA of Xiphophorus couchianus (Monterrey platyfish), 842 nucleotides long. RefSeq names its product zinc finger protein 37 homolog. Lineage: Eukaryota; Metazoa; Chordata; Actinopteri; Cyprinodontiformes; Poeciliidae. The coding region runs from base 72 to 842 and encodes 256 amino acids. Gene Ontology annotation, molecular function: RNA polymerase II cis-regulatory region sequence-specific DNA binding; DNA-binding transcription factor activity, RNA polymerase II-specific. Gene Ontology annotation, biological process: regulation of transcription by RNA polymerase II. The record is from RefSeq and is a predicted model, not a curated record. The transcript has 4 exons.
AGCUCCUCUUAGAAAGUAGUUUUGAAACAGGUUUGGUGUUUUCGGUAAAUAUUUCCGUGUUUUCAGUGAAAAUGUCUUCAGUUCCGCCUCAGAGAGAGUUUAUCAACGAGCAGGUAACUCCUGCUGGAGAAACAUUCACAGAGUUUAAAGAAAUCAACGUUAAGAUGGAGGAAGAGAUGGAGGAUCAGCGCAGACUGAUGGAUUUUACCCGGAUACCGAGGAUCAUCUUACACCGGAUAGAUCUCCCACAAUGUUGUGUGUGUAAAGAGGAGGAGGUUCUCAAUGAAACAGAACCACAGAGGAACCAACUCAUCUCUCAUGGCUCUGCAGAAACUGAGAACCAGAAUCAGGAAGGAAUCAAGUCUGAAGACCCAGGAAAAAAGAGAAAGGAAGAACAGAAACAAAAGGAGAAAUAUGAGAAAACCAAAGAGCAGGAAGGCAGAACUGACACUUCAAAACAAAAAAAGCACAAGAAAGCUCACACAGGGCAAGAAUUAUAUUCUUGUAAAAUUUGUGAUGAAACCUUUUCUCAAAACGAUAUCUUGCUGAGACACAUAAGAAUUCACAAAGAUGAGCGGCCUUUUUCUUGUGGGACUUGUGGAAAGAGUUACAGUAAAAGAGGGACUUUAACUCAUCACAUGAGAAUUCACACAGGUGAGAAGCCCUUCUCAUGUGGGACCUGUGGAAAGAGUUACAGUGAAAGAGGGACUUUAACUCAGCACAUGAGAAUUCACACAGGUGAGAAGCCUUUCUCUUGUGGGUCUUGUGGAAGAGGUUUCUUCCUAAAAACUAAUUUAAAUGUUCACAUGAGAAUUCACGUUUCUCCCGAAAACCCUAUUUAA